Molecule: messenger RNA, 1383 nt
Organism: Akanthomyces muscarius
Lineage: Eukaryota; Fungi; Ascomycota; Sordariomycetes; Hypocreales; Cordycipitaceae
Exons: 6
Coding region: 1-1383 (460 amino acids)
Molecular function (GO): heme binding; oxidoreductase activity, acting on paired donors, with incorporation or reduction of molecular oxygen; monooxygenase activity
Source: RefSeq, a predicted model, not a curated record
AUGGUGCGUCAAGGACAUGCACCGAUGGAAUACAGGAGACUGCACAGUCAGUACGGCCACAUCGUGCGUACCGGACCAAAGCAUGUGUCGGUCUCGGAUCCUGACAUGAUUCCUGUCAUUUAUGGAAUAGGAUCUAAAUUCAAGAAGACCCCAUUUUAUAUGACUAUGGCCCCAAUCUAUGAAGGCUCUCGAAUGGACAGCCUCUUCACGGAACGAGACCCGCAAACGCACAAAGCUUUGAAGACACAGGUCGCGCAGGUGUUCUCCAUGACGAACAUGCGCAAUUUUGAGACUUACGCAGACGAGUGUACCAAAAUCUUCAUGGAUUCUAUGCUGGAUCCGGACGGCCAAGUCAUCGACUUCGCUCAAUGGCUACAGUGGUAUGCGUUCGACGUCAUAGGUAGUAUUACUUUCCAACGUCGAUUUGGAUUUCUAGAAGAGAGACGAGAUGUUGAUUCGAUGAUUCAGAAGAUCAAUAAUGGGUUGGAAUACGUGAAGGUGAUCGGUCAGUCGGAGUGGCUCGUUGCACUUUUCGACGUCUUGUCAACCCUCCAAUGGAUCAAAUCCAUGCACUUAUGGCCAGAUACUAUGGAGAGGUUUCUUGAGAUCACAGAGAGCGAACUGGUACAAUAUGACUGUGAAAGCAAGGACCCCACGAGGACAGAUUUUCUGUCGCAAUUACGAGCAAAACAACUAAACUCCGGGAAAAUAUCGAGCCGAGAUAUGAUGAAUCAUCUAUCCAAUAACCUUCUUGCAGGAAGCGACACCACUGGCAUAUCUCUGCGCGCUGUGUUCUACUACGUUAUCAGGGAUAGUCGCGUGUCGACAAAGCUGGUCAGUGAAAUCGACACCGCUGACGCCAAAGGCAAGCUCUCCGAGUUUGUGACCUACAACGAGUCCUUGGAGCUGCCAUACCUGCAAGCGGUCUUGAAAGAAGCCAUGCGGAUGCACCCUGCCGUUGGAUUUCCAUUGGAGCGUUACACCCCUGCCGAAGGCGCGGAGAUAUGUGGAUACUCACUACCUCCUGGGAUCAACGUGAGCAUCUCAGCUCCCGUAAUCCACUUGAAUAAAGAGGUUUUCGGUGAGGACGCGGAGCAUUUUCGGCCUGAGAGAUGGAUCGAAGCAAAUCAAGAGCAGUUGAAGACCAUGAACCGCAGUUUCCUUGCUUUUGGUCAUGGAACUAGAACUUGCAUCGGCAAAAAUAUUUCCCUGAUGGAGAUGGGUAAGUUCGUACCGCAGAUCUUCCGUCACUUCCAAAUUGAAUGGAAGGCUCCAAGCCCCGAGUGGAACCUUCACGCAGCUUGGUUUUGGAAACAAUCUGAUAUGCUUGUCAGCUUGACAAGCCGGGUGCGGAAGCAGGAUGAAAUUGAAAUCCUAUCAUGA